UUUAUCUUCUAAAAAGAAGAAGUAAUUUGUUACUUCGUUCAUAAGUUGAAGGAGUGAUGAAAAUCCCAGUUGUCCAAAAAUUAGUGCACGAAGAGGAAGUUCUCCCAGGACAUAUUCCAAAGUUAGUGUACGUUACAGAAUCCGGGCUGGUGCAUCCACUUUGGGCCGAGGAUUGUUUACUGAUCGAAGGUGUCACAAAUGAUGGCAAAUAUCGGCCGGUCGGUACAGUCACUCGAGCGAGGUUGAUGGCGUGCCCAUAAGUGGAGAAUGGCGCUGGCGUCGCGGCACCGAGGAGCUUGUUGAUGACGGUGUUGUUGUUGAUAAAUCACACGUGUGUUGUUGAAUUGAAUUGUAAUUCUCCGACAAUUGUUGGGAAAUAGGAGGUUGAGAUGGUUGUGGCCAUUGGAUUUGAAGGAAGUGCCAAUAAACUGGGGAUUGGGAUUAUUCGGGAUGAUGAGGUACUGUCGAAUGUCAGGAGGACGUACGUCACACCUCCCGGUGAAGGGUUUCUACCAAAAGAAACAGCCAUUCACCACAGGACCCACGUCCUCGAGGUAUUGAAACAAGCCCUGAGUGAUGCAAAAUUGACAGUGAAGGAUGUGGAUGUAAUAUGUUACACAAAGGGCCCUGGAAUGGGUGGACCUCUCUCAGUGCUGGCUCUGGUCGCUAGGACAAUUGCUCAGAUAUACAAUAAACCAAUAAUAGGAGUGAAUCACUGUGUGGGGCACAUUGAGAUGGGAAGAUCGAUAACUAAGAGCGAGAACCCAACGAUUCUAUACGUAUCUGGAGGUAACACACAGAUAAUUGCUUACGCCAAGCAGAGGUACAGAAUUUUCGGAGAGACGAUUGACAUCGCUGUUGGCAAUUGUUUGGAUAGGUUCGCUAGGCUUCUGAUGCUCUCCAACGACCCCAGCCCUGGAUACAAUAUUGAACAAAUGGCGAAAAUGGGUAAAAAACUAGCUCCUCUUCCUUACACUGUCAAAGGAAUGGACGUGUCGUUUUCUGGGAUAUUAUCGCACAUUGAAGAGCGUUUGAAGGAAUGGUUGAGCUCGGAGAAAUAUACUAAGGAGGAUUUGUGCUUCUCCCUGCAGGAAACUCUCUUUGCAAUGUUGAUAGAAAUCACAGAAAGAGCAAUGGCUCACGUGGGCUCCAACGAAGUGCUGAUAGUCGGUGGCGUGGGCUGCAACGAGCGCCUACAAGCCAUGAUGGAAAUAAUGUGCAAAGAGCGCUCGGCAAAACUUUAUGCCACUGACGAGAGGUUCUGCAUAGAUAAUGGAGUAAUGAUAGCGGUGGCUGGCCUUCUCCAGUUCAACCACGGAAAGCCCACCCCCUGGAGGGAGACGACCUGCUCCCAGAGAUAUAGAACUGACGAUGUAUUAAUCACUUGGCGACAAUAAAAAGACAUCAGUAUCAA
Diachasmimorpha longicaudata is the source of this 1414-nucleotide messenger RNA. RefSeq names its product Threonyl-carbamoyl synthesis 3 (gene Tcs3). Gene Ontology annotation, cellular component: cytoplasm; EKC/KEOPS complex. The transcript has 5 exons. Bases 390 to 1397 code for a protein of 335 amino acids. Lineage: Eukaryota; Metazoa; Arthropoda; Insecta; Hymenoptera; Braconidae. The record is from RefSeq and is a predicted model, not a curated record. Gene Ontology annotation, biological process: tRNA threonylcarbamoyladenosine modification.